Drosophila busckii is the source of this 463-nucleotide messenger RNA. RefSeq lists its product as uncharacterized. NCBI's taxonomy places the organism in Eukaryota, Metazoa, Arthropoda, Insecta, Diptera, Drosophilidae. The transcript is spliced from 3 exons. The record is from RefSeq and is a predicted model, not a curated record. Bases 59 to 382 code for a protein of 107 amino acids.
AAACGCGUGAAAACUGUGAAAUACUCGAACUAAAUUUUGUUAAUUCCAGGAAAAUUAAAUGUGUAAAAAAAUCUUUGAACUAAUGCCGCUUGUCGUCGACAGCAGCAGCAGCCGCAGCAGCAGCCUCCAAGUGAAACUUUUGAAGCAUGCACUUCCGUUUAUCACUAAAGAUUACUUGAGCGCUGGUAUUUGGGUCAGCAGCAGCAGCAGCAGCGACAGCGACGCACACACGCACACACGCACAUUAAAAGCAACAACAACAACAACAACAGCUAUAGUCCACUAUAGACAUCGUUUAAAAAACGCUGAUUUGGCAGCUAAUGGCUUAUGUCGAUCAAAGUGCGACUGUUUGUGCUUUGCUGGGGGCAGGGGCAACAACUAGAUUGAAAUUAUUUCAUUGAUAACGGGUCAAGAGAGCUCCCAAAUAUAGCAGCUAAGCUGCUAAUAAUUUUUAGUCAAAAUG